Molecule: messenger RNA, 3174 nt
Organism: Saccharomycopsis crataegensis
Lineage: Eukaryota; Fungi; Ascomycota; Saccharomycetes; Ascoideales; Saccharomycopsidaceae
Exons: 1
Coding region: 1-3174 (1057 amino acids)
Source: RefSeq, a predicted model, not a curated record
AUGGAGCUAAACUGUACUACACAAAUAAACACCACAUUAUUGGAAAUGAAUAUCGCUAGGAUGUUUCCCGACACCCAGGGAUUGAGACCUUCCCUCCGGUAUUUCAUAAAACUACUGUUGAAAAAAGAUUAUCCUGUUAUCGCUGAUCAGUUGUCACAACUUGUGAAUAGUGAGGCUACUGAUGUUGAAAUCAUUACAUCAGUCAUAGGCACAUUGUUUGAGUUGUAUGGAAUUGAUCCAUGCCCAAGCAUAGCUGCCCUCAUCAACUCUAAUCUCUUAAGUGAAAUAGUUGUAGGGCUCAACCAAUUACCGUUAAACGACAAACAAGGCAUCCUUUCUAUUGAAUACCUGAUGAUGCUAUUUGAAAUCUUACAUGACAAUUUUGCGGUCAACGAACGGAAUCUAUUGAUAAGGUAUGAUGGUCUUGGAGCCUAUAUUUGGGAAAUCAUUGCCAAAGGCGACUUUAACCUAGCCAACAAAUGCAAAAAAGUAUUCAAUUUAUAUUGUGGGAAUAGCAUUUACCAAUUGGAUUCGCUUGAUGAAUGGAUCAUUGAAACCUUUAUUAUUCCGGCAUUACAGUCGUGCUCAAAUGUACGGCUCGUCUCAUUUUCGUUACAAUUUCUUGCAAGAUUGCACUCAGUGAUUUAUCCCUCGGAGAAAAUCCUUAUGUUAAUUGGUGACUUGUUGAAACCAACCAAUUUAAAGCCUGCUUCCAGUCCAUUAUCCGCUUCUUUUGGAAUACUCAAAAAACAAAAGAAAAAGAGUAUAGAUUUUAAUCCUGACCCGAUUAUUGUCGAGACAUUACUCUAUUUCACUGUAUUGUUUGCUGGCCACAAAUCAUCCAUUCCUGAGCUUGAAAAAGCAGAAAGUAUCAUCAAUCUACUGUAUAAUAUCGUGGAUAUUUUGAGCAAAAUUGAUGCUUCUUUUGAAGUUCAUUAUUAUAUCCAACUAUGCUUGAGCUCUUUCUUUAUAAUCAAACCAAACUUUGACGCAAGAGCUUUCCAUAAAUUGUGGGGAUCAAAUAUUCUUAUGAUUCACAGGUUGCUUGCUGAAUAUAAAAUCCAGAAGGCUCCGGAAGAUCGAGUGGGUCAAUAUGAUAAGGAUAUUUUGGUAGUCAGUAACUUCAAAUUUUUUUACCAGUGUGCAAUAAGUGCCAAUUCUGCCCUACCAAUUAUCACCACCAAUGAAGAUUUCGUCGCAUUCAAGAAUUUGAUUCAAUAUAUUUUAGAUCAUUGGGAGGCUGCUAAUAUCACCUCCAAAAAUGCUUCGCAGGCAUUAAUUGAUUUAGUGGUCUUCUGUAUCGAAAAAGUUAAAAAAGAUAAGUCUGCUGAUUUAUUGAAUAAAUUGAGCGCAGUUUUAAUGGGUAGUAACCUGGAAGUUAAGGAACCGAUAUUAGAAUUUCUAACCGAAGACGCUUACAGACACAUGGAGACUAGGUUUAUUCAGUUCAUGGAUGCGGGGUGUUAUAGUGAUUAUAUAAUACAGAAAGUACAGAACACAAAGUCGAAGAUUGAGAAAUCUAAUUAUAAUAACCUGGUGAUGACCGAAAGUGAUGAACGGGAAUUUAUGUUUAUUGGUAAACUUCUUAUCAAGAAUCUUGGAAAACCAAAACUGAUCCUGAAAAUAUAUAAUAUCUUGAGUGCGGGAGAUUAUUUUGGCUACUUCAUGUCUAGAAUCACUGAAAUACAUUCCCUGGAUGUUAAUUGUUUAAUUUGCCUUCUAAUUGAGCUCACACAUAUUCAUUUAUUUCCUAAUGAAGACGAUUAUGCUUAUUUCUCAGCAUUAUUUGAUGAUUCUCUGGAUAUGACCAAGAGAAAUAUUAUGAUUCUCAUUGUCAAUUCUGCAGCUUACUCUAAGAUCCUGGACCCGAUUAUUAAUUACCCAAUGUUUUUGAUGAAGAUUUAUUCGUUAGCAAUGGCUUCAGAAAAUGCUACUCUCCAAGUGCGGGUUUACCGGUUUUUCAGAACUUUAAUUAAGCAUGUUACUACAGAAAAAAAAGAAAUCCUAUCCGAGAUUUUACGAGAAUGGGAUUUCUUUUAUAUUAUGAUUAUUUCAGUUUUGGAAGAUCCAACUUCAAUACUUCAGUUAGAGGCAAUAGAUGUCCUUCGAUAUAUCUUUGAGCAAGGUUUUUUCCAAGAAGAGGUGGAUAACAGUAAUGUGUUAUUUACUGUGGUAAAUAUUUUUCACUCUAAACCAAAGUAUCGCUAUGAUAUUAUGAAAAUGUUUUAUGGAUUUUGUUAUAGUAAAAACAUUGACUCUACGCAAAAGGAACGGCAUUUACUUGAGGCAAACUUUUUCUUGAUCAUCAAGGACUAUAUUGAAUUUUUCAGGGGUGAGAUAUUGGAGAAGGAAAACUUUACCGACAACAGCCCAAUUUUGCGGUUAUUCUUUUUGAAUGUUGGGUAUAUAUGUGUGAAGUUUCUGGAUUUUAACAAAAAGCUAACCUCAGAACAACAUCAGGAUUUAUUUCGAAUUUCAUUGAAGAUGUUGAAAUCUUCGCCUAAUACAGUGCUUUCACAAAUAGGGAUCGAAUAUAUCACCCAGCUAGUGAGAGCUUUGGACUUUUGCCAACUUUUUAGCAUGGAUAAUGGUGCACAGAAUGAUGAAUUUUGCUGUGUAAUAGGAAAUAUUUUCAGUGACAUUUUGAAAGAUCAGAAGCAUCCAAGAAGGGAUAAUAUUAUUAAAGAUAUCUGUUGCAUUUCUGAGAUUUACGUCAGCAAAGAUUGUUCUAGAGUCAAAAAUUUAAGAGCAUCAUAUUAUCUCUUGGAGCCAAUGUUGAGACUCAUGAACGAAGGUGAUACUUUGGGAUUGCAAGUUUCCAAUGAGAUGUGGGCUUUUUUUGCCGGGAUUAUUGAUUCCGGAGAAACUCCCGAAAUUUUGACAUCUUUCUUUGAUAAAUUAAGGAUGUUGGUUCCAUCAUAUGGGUCCAUAAUUAUGAAUCUUUAUCUUGCUGCAGAGCAAUCAAAUCCUUUGAAUGUUAUUUUGUUUUCUUGGAAUGUGGUAAUUAAAUAUCCUAAUUCCAUGUAUGCUAAAUGUAUAUUCAAUGAUUUUGGGUUCAACGAAGUCAUAUAUGCUUUGAGAGAGAGAUUUCAAGGCGAUGUUACAUCGUUGGAAAGGUUGAGUGUUAUUGAGAAUCUGCGUAUCCACAGCACAAAGAGGAAGAUAUUUUUAUAG